This is a messenger RNA of Talaromyces marneffei, 2319 nucleotides long. RefSeq lists its product as uncharacterized. Gene Ontology annotation, molecular function: microtubule binding. Gene Ontology annotation, cellular component: mitotic spindle midzone; cytoplasm; spindle. Lineage: Eukaryota; Fungi; Ascomycota; Eurotiomycetes; Eurotiales; Trichocomaceae. Gene Ontology annotation, biological process: mitotic spindle midzone assembly; microtubule cytoskeleton organization. The record is from RefSeq and is a predicted model, not a curated record. Bases 1 to 2319 code for a protein of 772 amino acids. The transcript is spliced from 4 exons.
AUGUCGGUCGACACCAGUUACUUGACCACCCAGGUCAACAAUAUCAUCGAUCAGUUGCAUGGCAUCUUUGAUGAUAUUGGUGUGCCUAACCAUGAGAGAGAGACUCGUGAGACAGAGCUCUUCGCCGCCCUAUCAGAUACAUUGAACAACCAUUUACGCAUUGUCAAUACUGAGAAACAAGAUAUGAUUGCAGAAGCCGGGCACCUCAUAAACACAAUCAAGCAGAUGGAAGUAGCGCUUGAUGACCAGAAGGCAAAUGACCAAUAUGAGCUUGGCCACGACCUCCAGAUUACCUUCCCACUCAAUCGUUGCAUUGUCACAUUAAAAGAAAAGUACUCUGCAAUCAACAGACUACAUCGCGAGCGCUACGAGCAAGUUAAAAAAUUGGUCGAGGCUCUCGAGUCUUACUCUUCACAUUUGGAAGCAUCAUUUGUGAAGAUUCCACUUCCACCAACAGCGCCCAACGCAUCUAUUCCACCUAAUUUUGAUCUCUCUCCUUCUUAUGUCACCAAAUUGGACAAUGAAUUCACUCGCGUCUACGAAGAAUACAACAAGCGAGUCCACCUGGUCAAGGUAACUUCUGAAGAGAUCAUCAAGCUAUGGGCCGAGCUUGGAACUCCUCAAGCACAAACAGACUCCACCAUUGUCAAGUACUACCGUGAUGCUCCAGAGCAGCUCGGUCUUCAUGAUACUGAUCUCGCCAACCUGAAGGGAAGGCGCGAUAAGCUUAUGGAGGAGAAGAAGAAUCGCGAAAAGAAGCUAAAGGAUUUGAAGACCGCGGUUGAAGCUUUGUGGGAGCGUCUUGGGGUUGAUGAGCGCGACCAAAAAGCCUUCCUUGCAGCUAACCGUGGCUGUGGUCUCCGCACAAUAAACGAAUUCAACGAGGAGCUCAACAGGCUCAACGAACUUAAGCGUCAGAAUCUACAUUUGUUUGUUGAAGAUGCUCGUUGUCGCUUACAGGAAUUGUGGGAUAGCCUGUACUAUUCCGAAGAGGAAAUGUUGGACUUCACGCCUGCCUUUUCUGACGUCUACAGCGACGCCUUAUUGGAAGCCCACGAAGCAGAGAUUGCACGACUUGAGGCUAUCCGAGAGCAGCGCGCUCCUACUCUUGACCUUGUUACCAGACACAAAACCUUGAUGGAAGAACGAGACGCCCUUGCCGCUUCAAGUCAAGAUGCAUCCCGCCUUAUGGCUCGUGGUAACAAGGGAGAGAAGCGCGACCCUGGCAAACUUCUCCGAGAAGAAAAGAUGCGCAAACGGAUUGCCAAGGAACUGCCAAAGCUUGAAGCCGAUUUACGCAAAAUGCUGGAGCAAUGGGAAGAUGAAUUCGGCAGACCUUUCCUAAUCCAUGGUGAAAGAUAUCUUGACGAGAUCACGCCAGUGGCAUCUAAAGCUCCUCCACGAUCCAAGACUCCAUCAGUGCCGCCACCAAACUCAGUCAAGUCUAAGCAAGCAAGCACAUAUGGGACUGGAAGUGUUCGCGGUCCCCCACCACCUCGGUCUGCAACCAAAACACCAACGGGUACCAUGCGACGCAACGCACCACAAGCAGCAGCUUCGUAUUCCGCUCAAGCGCAAACCAAGUCUCCCUCCAAGAUUCCUGCUCGGGUUCCACUUGGCAACAUGCCUCAUGGCAACAAUUCUCCCGAACGCCGCCAGCCGCCGGCUUCGUACUCUUCUAACACUAUCCGAGGCAAGGUGCCACCCCGCGCUCCUCCACCAAAAAUGCGAGAUCUCUUUAACGAUCCAAAUGAGGAUUCCGUAGCUCCCAGUUACAUAAUGGAGCCUUCGCAUUGUGAGAGCAUGAUGUCUGCUCGAAGUGUGCGCCCCGUUUCUCUUGAAGAUGUCUAUGAUGACAGACAACAACGAUCGAUGAACCAAUCCGCCAUAUCGCGGAGCAGAACAGAUUUGAGCUCACAUGGUUCAUCCCAGUCUCUUCAUUCCAUAGCAUCCCGAGAGAUGGCGUACCCACCACAGAAUUCAUAUCUCAACCGCCAGCCACCUCCACCGGCUGCAGCAAUGAGGCAAAUUUCAAACUCAACAGUUGAAACAGCCACUUCUGGUUCUGAAAACUGGGAGACGUUCGACGAUGUUUCAGAGCCGGAGACCGACGCCAGUAAUGUCUAUUAUGCCAAUCUUCGCGCAGCCCAUGGAAAGCGCUUGGCUCCAGAAGGUCAGCAUGAGGAGUCACUUAUGGGUAAGAAGCUGAGAGGCAUCCGCACAGUCGGGUCUGAUGAGCAAUUUCUUGAGCAUAAUGGCCAGAUGGUGAGGAUUGAAGGGAGCGAUGGAGGUUGGACCGACGACUUGGAUACGUAUUGA